Molecule: messenger RNA, 5988 nt
Organism: Solanum pennellii
Lineage: Eukaryota; Viridiplantae; Streptophyta; Magnoliopsida; Solanales; Solanaceae
Product: formin-like protein 20
Exons: 18
Coding region: 545-5200 (1551 amino acids)
Source: RefSeq, a predicted model, not a curated record
UAGGAUUUCCUUUCUGACAUUCUCUUUGUGUCAGGGAUAUGCCACGUGUACAUAAUAUAAAUUAGAUGGUCGAAUGUAACGAACAACGACCGUAACAGGUCCGGGUCAGUUUCCCGAAUCCGGUUCUUGUUUCUCUUACGACGUUCUUCAUCAAUGGCAAUGAUCAUCAUUUUCAUUGCAUUUUCUUAAUCCCUAAAUUCUUUCAAUUUUUUCAUUCAAUUUACUGUCACUUUUCCCUUACUCUAAAUCUUUGUCAAUACAAUUUUCUUCUUCAUUUCUUUCAAUUUCAACUGAGCUGCUUUUUUUUUUUUAUUUAAACAAAAACCCAGCUCCCCAUUUCUGCAUUGAUCAUCGACCGUGUUAUUCCAUUUGGGGGAUUAUUUUUUUUAAAAAAAAUGUCGUAUUGUGGGAAAUUUUUGAGGAUCCAUUGAGACAUUUUAGCGAUCAAUUGGUGUGCAUUUGGAAAGUUAAAGGAAGGGGGUGGGAACCCAAGGUUUUAUUUUUUAUUUUUUUGAUGCGAUUGAUAGAGAAACGGCGCCAUUAGAUGGCGCUGUUCAGACGAUUUUUCUAUAGGAAGCCGCCGGAUCGGCUUCUAGAGAUCUCUGAACGGGUCUAUGUGUUUGAUUGUUGCUUCUCAACGGACGCAUUGGACAAAUAUGAGUACAAGACAUACAUGGGAGGUAUUGUAGCUCAGCUGCAGGAUCAUUAUCCAGAUGCUUCUUUCAUGGUUUUUAAUUUCAAAGAAGGAGAUCACAGGAGCCAAAUAUCAGAUAUAUUAACGCAGUAUGAUAUGACUGUCAUGGAUUAUCCUCGGAAAUAUGAGGGGUGUCCUGUAUUGCCACUGGAGAUGAUCAAGCACUUCUUGCGAUCCAGUGAGAGCUGGCUUUCAAUCGAGGGCCAACAAAAUGUACUGUUGAUGCACUGUGAGAGGGGUGGGUGGCCUGUACUUGCUUUCAUGCUUGCUGGUCUUCUUUUGUACAGAGAACAGUACACCGGUGAACAGAAGACACUUGACAUGGUAUACAGGCAAGCUCCUAAGGAACUUCUCUAUGUUUUAUCACCUCUGAAUCCACAGCCAUCUCAGCUUAGAUAUCUUCACUAUAUCACCAGAAGAAAUAUUGGCUUAGAUUGGCUGCCAUCAGAUAUACCUUUUGCUUUAGAUUGUAUUAUACUCAGGGUCCUUCCUCAAUUUGAUGGUGGGAGGGGCUGCCGACUGAUGGUUCGUGCCUAUGGUUUGGACCCUGCUUCACCGACGUCCAAUAGGAGUUCUAAACUCCUCUUUUCAACUUCAAAGACAAAACAUCAUGGCCGCCUCUACCGACAGGAAGAGUGUGCACUGGUGAAAAUAGAUAUCCACUGUCAUGUUCAAGGAGAUGUUGUUCUUGAGUGCAUCCAUUUGGAAGAUGAUCUAGUUAGGGAAGUAAUGAUAUUCAGGGCUAUGUUCCACACGGCAUUUAUUCGCUCAAAUGUUUUGAUGUUAACUCGUGAUGAAGUUGAUGUCCCAUGGGAUGCAAAAGACCAAUUUUCCAGGGAGUUCAAAGCAGAGGUACUCUUUUCGGAUGCUGAUGCUCUUCCACCUAUUAUAACCACUGAAGCACCAGAUGAGGAUGAUAAUGCGACUGAGGGAGCAUCACCCGACGAGUUCUUUGAGGUGGAAGAGAUAUUCAGCAAUGCUGUUGAUUCACAGGAUGGAAGAGGGGAACCUGAUGCCCAUUCAGUUCAGGACAGUAUGCAGGAUGAUGACAACAUUGAAACAUGGAAAGAAGAGUUGGAGCAUCAUGCCUUUCAAGACUGUUCAUUUGUUGAAGGUCAUCGCAAACUAGAAGGAAAUAUGGAUUCUACUCAACAAGCAUCAAAAACAAAUGGUUUAGGGGAUAAGGACCACUUGAUAAACUCCGAGGCUGUUAUUUCUGAUGUUUCUAGUCGCAAAGACUCAGAAGCACAAACAUCGGGGGCAAAUGUCAUGUCACAAGGAGAUAAUAAGCAAGAUAUAGAAGGCCCCUUGAGACAGGAGAGGCAGGGUGCACAGUUUACUGCUGAUAUCAAUAAAGGAAAGAAUGAGAAGGCACCUUCAUCUCUAAAGAAACAACUAGCAUCAAGCUCCAAACUUGCUGUGGAUGGGAUUGGACCUAAAAAUAAAUCUAAACAGAAAGAAUCUCAGGCAACUCUAUCUCGACUAGCGAAGCCAAAUGCAGUGUCUCGGUGGAUCCCUUCUAAUAAAGGUUCUUACACUAAUUCAAUGCAUGUGGCGUAUCCAGCAUCAAGGUAUAAGAGUGCUCCACCAGCGCUUGCUGUUACAAAGGAUUCUCAAUCUGGGUUUAAAUCAAAAUCGCCCUCUCCUCGAGCUUCUUCAGAAGCUAAAAUUCUAGCUGGAUCUGGUCGUAUUCCAAAGAAACGCUCUUCAUGUCCUGCAUCAUUAGACAUGUCAACAACAGUCAAGGAGGCACCUGUUGCAAUGACCUCUUCAUCAGAAUCAGUUGAGAGUCAGGCACUUGACCUUCAGGCAUCCCCUUCAAGUCCCCUACCUUCAUUUCAAUAUCCAAGUACUUUAUCACUUGAAUUGCCUCCUAUUCAGGAAGCAAGUACCAACAUGCCAGCUUCCACAACGCCACCUGAGUCUUCGCAGAAAGACCACAUUAUAUCUGCUUCUUUGACCCACCACUCCUCCCCUCCCCCACCUCCACCACCACCUCCACCUCCACCUUCUCAAAUCCUAUCACAUAAUCGAAAUGUCAAAUCCUUAUCACCACCUCCACCUCCUCCACCUCCACCUCCACCAUCAAAUAGUUUGAGAAAGACUCAGAUAGGUAGCUCUCAUAGUCAAAAUGUCAAAUCCUUUUCACCACCACCCCCGCCUCCACCUCCGCCUUCCCCUCCAUCAUCAAAUGGCUUGAGAAUGGCUCAUAUGGGUAGCUCUCAUCCCCCUCCCCCUCCUCCCCCACCUUUACCACCCACAUUAUCUACUGUACUGAAAGUUGGUAGGGUAUUGUCACCAACCCCCUCACCCACUUCUUUGCCAAAUGUGGCUUGUGCAGCAUCUUCCUUGGUAGCAUUAACUCCACCUCCACCUCCACCUCCACAUGCACCAAAGCUAGAAAGACUUAGAAUAUCCACUCCACCACCACCACCUCCUCCCCCUCCCCCUCUCCCUAUACCUGCAAUUUACAGUGCCCCUCCACCACCUCCACCACCUCCACCAUUUCCAAUUGUGCCUGGAGUUCCUUCUUCGCUAACAAUGAGUGAUCCACCACCACCACCACUUACUUCUUCACCUAAGCUACCUUCUUUACUUGGUGCUUCAGCUUCACCUCCCCCACCUCCUAUGCAGGUAUCUCCUCCUUCACCACCUUCACAGAAUGAUUCUGUUCCACCAACCUCAACUCCUUCACGGAAUGCACCUCUCCCACCUUCGCCUCCACCAAGUCCACCUCUAUCUACACCUUCACUUCAACCUCCACCAAGUCCACCUCUAUCUACACCUUUACCUCCACCUCCACCUCCACCUCCACCAAGAAAUGAUCCGGCCCCAACUCGACCUCUAUCUCCACCCCCAACCCCAACCCCAACCGGCCCACCAGCUCCUCCACCACCCCCUUACGGUGGCCCACCAGCUCCUCCACCUCCUUCCUACGGUGGCCCACCAGCUCCUCCACCUCCCCCGGGUGGAGGUCCUCCAGCUCCUCCACCUCCCCCUGGUGGUGGAGGACCACCUCCUCCUCCUCCUCCUCCUGGUGGAGCACCACCUCCUCCACCCCCUCCUGGAGGUGGUGCACCUGGUCCACCUCCUCCACCACCUCCAGGAGGUAGAGCACCGGGUCCACCUCCCCCACCACCUCCAGGAGGUAGUGCACCUGGUCCACCUCCUCCUCCUGGAGCUCCAAGAGCACCAGGUGGUGGACCUCCCCCACCACCACCAUUUGGCGCUAAAGGACCUGGGGCAGCCGGCAGAGGACUUCCUGCUGGGAGAGCUCCAGCGCUUUCACGGUCAAGAUCUAAUUUAAAACCAUUGCACUGGAGCAAGGUAACCAGGGCACUACAGGGAAGCCUAUGGGAGGAACUGCAGAGACAUGGAGGGCCUCAAAUUGCACCAGAGUUUGAUGUGUCAGAAAUUGAGAUUCUUUUCUCAGCCACCCCCAAGGCAAGUAGUGCGGGUAAAUCUGGAGCAAAGAAGAAGUCUGCUGAUUCUAAGCCAGACAAGGUUCAACUGGUUGACCUAAGAAGGGCAAACAAUACGGAGAUUAUGCUCACAAAGGUGAAAAUGCCACUUCCAGACAUGAUGGCAGCUGCACUGGCAAUGGAUGAGUCAAUUUUAGAUGCAGAUCAGGUGGAGAAUCUGAUAAAAUUUUGUCCUACGAAAGAAGAGAUGGAUCUUCUUAAGGGUUACACUGGUGACAAGGAGCUUCUGGGGAAGUGUGAACAGUUCUUUUUGGAGUUGAUGAAGGUGCCACGAGUAGAGUCGAAAUUAAGAGUGUUUCUUUUCAAGAUUCAGUUCAAGGCUCAGGUGACAGACUUCAAGAAAAGCUUAACCACUGUGAACUCUGCAUGCGGAGAGGUCCGAAGUUCUUUAAAAUUGAAGGAGAUAUUGAAGAAAAUUUUGUUUCUUGGGAAUACGUUAAAUCAGGGAACUGCCAGAGGUUCUGCCAUUGGAUUUAAGUUGGACAGUCUUUUGAAGCUCGCUGAUACACGUGCUACGAACAACAAGAUGACACUCAUGCAUUAUCUUUGCCAGGUUCUUGCUUCCAAGACACCAGAGCUUUUAGACUUCCAUGAAAGUCUUGUAAGCAUGGAAGCUGCAUCAAAGAUUCAAUUGAAGUCUUUGGCAGAAGAAAUGCAAGCAAUCAUCAAGGGGCUGGAAAAAGUUAAGAAGGAACUAGAGUCAUCUGUGAAUGAUGGCCCGGUGUCUGAAAUCUUUUGCAAGACCUUAAAGGAAUUCAUUGGUGCAUCUGAAGCAGAGGUGGGAUCUCUCCGGGAUUUGUAUUCUGUGGCGGGCAGAAAUGCAGAUGCACUUGCGCUAUAUUUUAAUGAGGAUCCCGCCAAAUGUCCAUUUGAACAAGUCACUGCAACCCUCUUAAAUUUUGUGAGGUUAUUCCGGAAAGCCCAUGAGGAGAACUUGAAGCAGGCUGAACAAGACAAGAAGAAAGUUCAGAAGGAAGCCGAAAUGGAGAACGCAGAAAAGAAGCAGCUUAAAAAAGAAGGGUGAGAAUUAAAUGGGGAUGAUUCAUGCUUCAGGGAAUUUUUGGAGUCAUGUGGCCUCUGUCUGUUGGUUAACUAAGGACAUUGGUAUUAAGUCAAACCAGAAGCCUCCAAUAUCGAUCUAUCGGUUUUGGCUUUCUCUGGGCUCAAGAAAGAACGUCGAACAUUAAAGCUCGUGAACCUGGAAAUAGCAGAAGUGCUUUGCAGAGGGAAACUGAAAAGGACACAUUCUUGUCUGGGCUCUUGGAGUGCUUUGCAGAGAGAAGCUGUUGUCUGAGCUCUUGGAUGAUGCAAGGAACCCGUUGGUCCAAAAAUCGAUCGCCUGGAUUUUGUUAUUGACGGGUGAUCAUGACUGCCGUCCGUCCUGGAGCGUGUGCUGCAUGAUUAAACAGAGAAAUGCAUCUAAAGAAUGUAAAUUUGGCUAUGCAUUUGUUGAACCAACACGAUGGAGUCGUUGUCGGCGUGUUCACCUUGAUGGAGAUUAUGCCAUGCAAAAUGUGAAUUGGAAGUGUAACAUGAAUAGUUUGUACAAAGCUCAACUAACCCCUGUAUUUAGAUCUCUAGUUCAUUCUUUUCAUUGUAACAUAGAAACGGGUUCCUUGUCAGGGGAAUCCAACACGGAAAGUUGUACAGAAAGCAUAGAAGAGGAUAGAAAUAGGUAUUUUUAGCAAUAGCAGUGUAACAAAAUGUAGGCUGUAGGGUUAGUUUCCCACCUUCCUUUAGAAUCAAAUUUUGGAAAAUAAUAUGAUAUCUUCAUUCAUUGAUCUUGAAAUCUUGUUAUUUUUCAUACUUGGA